AUGGCAGAUGAAAAGAAUGGCACCAAUGGCAUCGACGGGCCUGUGGCGCACGAUGACAAGCACGUCUUGGAGGAGGAGGAGAAGCGGAAGAUCGCCAAUUUGACCGAAAACCUACCGGGCGAGAUUCGCAAUCCUCUCAAGGGAAUUCCGCGCGACCAGCUCCUCGAAGAUGUCACCAACUUCCACCGAGAUCAUGGGCUCCCAGAAGACAUCCUGCCCUUUAUCAAGAAGGGCGCCUUGGUGGCACAAAACCCAGUCAACUUUGAGGACAUUGAUGAUCUUGACGAGGACGACAAGCGUGUAUUGAGAGAGGAGGUCACCCAUCGGUGGAAGCAGCCUUGGGCGCUGUACUAUACCAUCAUCCUCUGCUCAAUCGCCGCAGCUAUUCAAGGAUGGGAUCAGACCGGUUCCAACGGAGCGAAUCUGAGCUUCCCCGACGCCCUGGGCAUCCCCGACGCCGCCGGUUCGUCCUGUGGACCCGUCGCAAACGAGGGAGAAUGUUCCAAGAAUAGUUGGAUUAUCGGAUUUGUAAAUGCGAUGCCCUACAUUACUAUCUGUCUUUUUGCGGGAUGGAUUUCUGAUCCACUGAACGACUUACUGGGCCGUCGAGGCGUCAUCUUUGUUGCUGCCAUCUUCUCUCUGAUCGCGCCAUUUGGCAUGGCCGGCUCACAGACUUGGGGACAGCUCGCAGCCUGUCGAAUGCUACUUGGUAUUGGAAUGGGUCUCAAAGAAGUCACGGUCCCUGUGUUCUCAGCAGAAAACUCGCCUGCCAUCAUCCGUGGUGGCUUGGUCAUGUCGUGGCAAGUGUGGACGGCAUUUGGAAUCUUCUUGGGCACAUGCUCCAAUCUCGCUAUGGGAAAGACCGGCGAUAUCGCAUGGCGGUUGCAGUUGGGAUCGGCCUUCAUCCCCGCAGUGCCUCUCGUUAUCGGCACGUACUUUUGCCCAGAGAGUCCCCGAUGGUACAUGAAGAAGAACAAGCAUACAAAUGCAUGGCAAUCGCUAUUGAAACUUAGAAACACUCCCCUUCAGGCUGGCCGAGACUUAUACUACAUCCACUGCCUGCUGGAACAGGAGCGGGUUAUGGUUACCGAGGCUGGACUGAAGGUCACAAGCAACUUGGUCACACGCUUCAUCGAGCUUUUCACCAUUCCCAGAAAUCGGCGAGCGACAUGGGCAUCUGGAAUUGUCAUGAUUGCCCAGCAGAUGUGUGGAAUCAACAUCAUUGCUUUCUACAGCGCUACUAUCUUCAAAGAGAGUGGUAUCAGCGACUACACAGCUUUGUGGGCCAGUUUCGGCUUUGGCUUGAUCAACUUUCUCUUCGCUUGGCCCGCAGUGUGGACGAUUGACACCUUUGGUCGGCGAACGCUUCUGCUCUUCACAUUUCCAAACAUGUUCUGGACCCUCCUAGUUGCCGGUCUUUGUUAUCAGAUUGACAAGGGUAACGAUGACAGUAGUGCUCGGAUUGCUGCAGUCGCUACCUUUGUCUACUUGUUUGCAGCGUUCUACUCUCCAGGGGAGGGACCAGUUCCUUUCAUGUACUCUGCUGAGGUCUUCCCACUAUCUCAUCGUGAAAUCGGCAUGUCCUGGGCUGUUGCGACCAACAAUUUCUGGGCUUCGGUCCUUUCACUCACCUUCCCGCGAAUGUUGAUUGCCAUGACGGCUACAGGUGCUUUUGGGUUCUAUGCCGGACUGAACCUAGUUGCUUUAGCCCUUAUUUUCUUGUUUGUACCCGAGACCAAACAGAAGACACUCGAAGAACUGGACUAUGUGUUCGCGGUCCCCGAUCGCGUCCAUGCAUCAUACCAGCUCAAGACUGUUUUACCCUGGUGGACGAAGAGAUGGAUCUUACAGCGGAAGACUGAAAAGUGCCCUGAGUUGUACUAUGAUGAGAAUCAGAGCUCUGUGAGGGAUGGUCAGGCUUAA
Molecule: messenger RNA, 1923 nt
Organism: Ilyonectria robusta
Lineage: Eukaryota; Fungi; Ascomycota; Sordariomycetes; Hypocreales; Nectriaceae
Product: sugar transporter
Exons: 9
Coding region: 1-1923 (640 amino acids)
Biological process (GO): transmembrane transport
Cellular component (GO): membrane
Molecular function (GO): myo-inositol:proton symporter activity
Source: RefSeq, a predicted model, not a curated record